Zygosaccharomyces rouxii is the source of this 651-nucleotide messenger RNA. It is a transcript of the gene FUR1, whose product is annotated as uracil phosphoribosyltransferase. The record is from RefSeq and is a predicted model, not a curated record. NCBI's taxonomy places the organism in Eukaryota, Fungi, Ascomycota, Saccharomycetes, Saccharomycetales, Saccharomycetaceae. The coding region runs from base 1 to 651 and encodes 216 amino acids. The transcript has a single exon.
AUGUCUACUGAGCCAUACAAAAAUGUUCACCUUUUGAAUCAAUCAAACCAAUUGGUUGGAUUAUACACCAUUAUCAGAGAUAAAAAUACUGCUAGACCAGAUUUCAUCUUUUAUUCAGACAGAAUCAUUAGACUUUUGGUGGAAGAAGGCUUGAACCAUUUGCCCGUAGAGCCACUCACCGUUAGAACUCACACUGACAAGCCAUUUGAUGGAGUUUCGUUUAUUGGUAAAAUCUGUGGAGUUUCCAUCGUAAGAGCAGGUGAAUCAAUGGAAGAGGGUCUCCGUGACUGUUGUCGAUCUGUAAGAAUUGGUAAAAUUCUAAUCCAGAGGGACGAGGAAACCGCUAAACCAAAAUUGUUCUUUGAAAAAUUACCUGAGGAUAUUGCACAAAGAUACGUUUUUCUAUUGGAUCCAAUGCUUGCCACUGGUGGCUCUGCAAUUAUGGCAACUGAUGUUUUGAUUAAAAGAGGUGUUAAACCGGAAAGAAUUUAUUUCCUCAACUUAAUUUGUAGUAAAGAAGGUAUUGAUAAAUACCAUGCAGCUUUUCCCGAUGUUAAAAUCGUUACCGGCGCCAUUGAUCAAGGUUUAGACGAGAAUAGAUAUUUGAUUCCUGGUUUAGGUGAUUUUGGUGACAGAUACUACUGCCUAUAG